This is a messenger RNA of Rotaria socialis, 1263 nucleotides long. The record is from the annotation of a GenBank genome assembly. NCBI's taxonomy places the organism in Eukaryota, Metazoa, Rotifera, Eurotatoria, Philodinida, Philodinidae.
AUGCCUAUUUGUAUUUUAGCUUGCAGUGAUCUUCUUUUCAAUACUUCGUUACUCAUUCGUGGAAUUCAUGACAUUUUCAAAGGAAAUUAUGCACAUCUCUGUUUAGUUGUAUCAUUUCUUAUUCAUUUGGCUGAACUUUUAUCGGCAUGUUAUACUGUUGCAUUUACUAUUCAACUUUAUACUGCUCAUCGUCGUUCACCUCCGAUUCUUUCCCUCUUAUUUAUAUUUGUAUUCAGUUCAAUAUUUUGUUUUACGUUAUGCCAUAGGAAUACCUAUGUAGAAUGUCAUGAGGAAUUAAAACUUAUUUGGUUUAUGACUGAUGUUUUAUUUUCUUUUGUGAUUCCAUUUUCUCUUAUAUUAAUUUACAAUAUACGUAUUGUAAAUUUUAUUCGUAAACAUUUACGUUCACCUAUUAGUAUACAAUCAACAUUAAUGAGAAAAAGACAACACUCAAGAAGUAAUGACAAAAUAUACAAUCUCGAUGGUACAUUUGACAUCGAUAAUAAUCUCACAAACAGCAAUGGUACAUGUAUUAAUACAGAUGAAAAUCAAAAUAUAGAGACAAACUUUAAACAAGAAGAUCCCACAGCAUCAGUCGAAAUAAAACAUCAAAGAAAACGAUCAUCAAUUUCAUCGCUCUUUGACCGAAGUCAUCCAGACAAAUCAUUAAGUCAUUCUCAUUUUCAACCUGGAUUUCGUCCAUUUGUCUUAUCUAAACUUGCCUCUCAUUUUAAGAAAAAUAUAUUAUCUGAUUCAUUUUCUAAUCCAUUGUCAAGAAAAUUGUCAUAUCAAUCGAAUGAUAAGGAAUUUUUUUCUCAAACAUUAGCAAGAGCAUGCCAAUCAAUACGUGUUACACGUAUGCUUGUUCUUGUUUCAAUAUGUUUUCUCAUCCUUAAAGCUCCAGCACAUUUGUGUGUUAUUGCACUUAAGAUUUAUACUAGCGUUGAUGCGUCCGUAUUCAAUGAUCAUAAUGAUAUUGAUCUUUAUUUAACAACAAAAAAGUUAACAACUUGUGAAGUAAUAAAUUAUGUUUCGCGCAAUGAAAUUAAUAAUCUAACAAAGAAUGACACAAUAUUGUCUUUAUUUCAACACGAUAGAAUAAUGAGAGAUCCAUUAGCAAUACAUUUAUUUUAUGUAGCAAUUUUACUAACACAAUCAAUGGCUUAUGCAUCAUAUUCAAUAAUUUUUUUUCUGUAUUCUUUCAGUGGAAUUGCUUUCCGAAAAAGUCUCAGACAGUUCAUCAACACAUUUACAAAACGCUAA